Molecule: messenger RNA, 2465 nt
Organism: Solanum tuberosum (potato)
Lineage: Eukaryota; Viridiplantae; Streptophyta; Magnoliopsida; Solanales; Solanaceae
Exons: 4
Coding region: 46-2211 (721 amino acids)
Molecular function (GO): zinc ion binding
Source: RefSeq, a predicted model, not a curated record
UUGAGGUAUGAUAAUUCUUGUUCCAUUUCUUUCUUUGAAUUGGGUAUGAUAUUUGAGAGUGCAGUUGAGUUUAGAAAAGCUAUCUCUAAUUAUGGUGUUCGACAGAAGGUUCAAUUAAAAAUUAAACCUAAUGAACCUCAUAGAGUAAGGGUAAGAUGUGUAGGAAAAUGUAACUGGGAAAUAUUUGCUAGCUUGGAUAAAGAUACAGGAAACUUUUCUGUGAAAAAUUAUUAUCCUGUUCACAGAUGUCCUACAAAGAACAUGAACAGAUUAUGCUCAGCCAAAUAUGUGGAAAGAAAAAUGAGGGAAAGAAUAAUAUCCCAACCUGAUAUUAGAGUUCAUAAGCUUCAAGAGACAAUACGAAAGAAGUGGGGUUUAAAAGUGGGAAGAUCAAUAUGUUAUAGGGCAAAGAUGAAUGUAAUCAACAAGUUCUUGGGUGAUUGGAAGCUAGAGUUUUCAAAGUUGUUAGACUAUGCUGAUAUGAUUAAGAGUACGAAUCCUGGGACUUCUUGUUGGGUGAGAACUGAUAAUGAAACAAUCCCCGGAAAAUACUUGUUCAAAUAUUUCUAUGUUUGCUUUGGGGCAUUGAAGAACGGAUGGCUUGAAGGUUGUAGGAAGAUUAUAGGAUUGGAUGGAUGUUUUUUGAAGGGUGCUUGUAAAGGAGAAUUAUUAGUGGCUGUUGGAAAAAAUGGAAACCAACAAAUGUAUCCAAUAGCUUGGGCAGUGGUUGACCAAGAAACUAAACACUCUUGGAGUUGGUUCUUGAGCUAUCUCAUUCAAGAUUUGCAACUUGGUGACGGAAAUGGCAUAACAAUCAUGUCUGAUAUGCAAAAGGGUCUUGAUUCAGCUGUUGAUGGAUUGCUUCCUAAUGUUGAAAGGAGAAUGUGUGCAAGGCACAUUUGGGCAAAUUGGCAAAAGACUUGGAGAGGUGAAGCAAGGAGAAAAGCAUUUUGGAGGUGUUCCAAAGCUAGUUUUGAAGUAAAGUUGAGUGAUCAGUUUGCAUAUUUGGGACAACUUGGUGACAACAUUUGUGAGUCAUUGCUUAAGUAUAACAAAGAAUAUUGGUGUAGGGCUUUUUUUAGUGAAAGAACCAAGUGUGAUGUGGUGGAAAAUAAUAUGUGUGAAACAUUCAAUUCUUGGAUUGUUGGUCCUAGGCAUAAAUCUGUGAUUAGUAUGCUUGAAGAUAUUAGACAUAAAAUGAUGGAUAGACAUGGAGAUAUGAUCAAGUUUGUCGAUACUUGGAUCAGUGACAUUUCACCCAUGGCAAGACUAACUUUAGAAAUAAACAAAGAGAUUGGUAGGAAGCUAAAGGUGAAUUGGAACCAUGACACUGGAUUUGAGAUUCUGGAAGGAGAAUAUAGGCACAUAGUCAAUAUGGCUAAUAAAACAUGUAGUUGCAGGUUAUGGCAGUUGAAAGGUAUCCCUUGCCAACAUCUAGUUUGUGCCUUGUAUCACAUUGGACAAGAACCAGAAAAUUAUGUAGAGCAUUGGUACCAAAAAGAUACAUUCCUACGUGCUUAUAAGUACUUCUUACAGCCUAUCUCUAAUAUGAAAAUGUGGCCGGAAACCAAUAACCCACAAAUAGAGCCCCCUGAAGUCAAGCCAAUGCCCGGAAGACCAGGCAGAUGUAGAAGAAAAGAUAAAGAUGAACCAAGAAAAAAAAAGUGGGGGAAAGCAUCAAAAAAUGGAGUAAAAAUGACAUGCUCCAAAUGCCAUCAAGUUGGGCAUAAUAAAAGGACCUGUAAAUCAGUGCCCUCGCAACAGCCUUGUCAACAGCCUUUUCAACAGCCCUAUCAGCAGCCUUUUCAACAACCUCGUCAACAGCCCUCACAACCAUCGGUGAGUCAGUCUAGCACUCAACAUUCCACUUCUUUAUGUCCAGAAACUUCAAGAGUUGAAGGAAGAAAAAAGCAGAAAAAUAGUUCUUCUACAAGGGCAUCUUCUUCAUUUGGAAGGAAGAGUAGAAGAGAUGUUGGAUUUGGUGUUUACACAGAUAUACAAUCUGGAAGACAAGUCAUUAAUCCCGGGAGAUCAAGUGAAAGAGUUAUCUCAAGUGGGACAACAUUAAAGGAUGCAUCACAAACAAAUGUAGAUCUUGGAUUCAAGCCACCUGGUUUGAAAUGGAAAGGAAAAGAAGCUAUGACGGGAAAUCAGCUUCAACAAAUGCAACAACGGAAAAAAAAUCAAAUCAAAUCUAAAUGGGUACCAUGAGAGUUCAAUUAUGCUAGUGAUAUGGUUACACUUUGGACAACUCUGUUUUUGCUUAUUUUGAUAUAUAUUUUUUGAAGGCAUAAUUCACAUAAAACAGUGCUAGUGGCAUUUAGAUUUGCCUAUAAAUUAUUCCACUUUUGAUCAUUUUGAUGUACUUUUGGAUAUUUUGAUGUAUAUUUGCCUUUAGACAACUCUUUUAAGGUUAUUAUGGCUAUGAGGCAUGUUUUAUGGAGGUUAAGUUGAUCUUUUGUAAA